AUGGAUAACUUUGAAAAAAUCGAUGGUAAUAUGUAUUUUCCUAACGAACAACUUCCACUUGCUGAUGUAUAUGAUUAUAAUAUGGUGAUUUACGAUGAUAAUGGCUGUGAAGUUUUCUAUCCUUUGUAUCUAUCAGAAUACAAUAAUGAUAUUACAUAUAAAAUGCCUUAUUACGAAAUCCCAUGCCAGGAGAAACAGGGUGAAAAGGAAAAGGUUAUGAUCAAUACAUGUGAAGAGAAAUUGGAGAAAGAAAAUAAAAAGUUACGAAAGAAAAUCGAGGUUCUUGAAAAUGAUAUUGAGAAAAAGAACAAGAAUAAUGAUAAACAGGCCGAUUAUAUUGUUUCUCUUCGGAAUAAAUUAAAAAACUACGAAAAUAAAAUUGAUAAAUUGAGAAUGACCUUGGAUAACGAACGAAGGAAUUUCGG
Racocetra persica is the source of this 425-nucleotide messenger RNA. NCBI's taxonomy places the organism in Eukaryota, Fungi, Glomeromycota, Glomeromycetes, Diversisporales, Gigasporaceae. The record is from the annotation of a GenBank genome assembly.